Molecule: messenger RNA, 4488 nt
Organism: Patella vulgata (common limpet)
Lineage: Eukaryota; Metazoa; Mollusca; Gastropoda; Patellidae
Product: retrovirus-related Pol polyprotein from transposon opus
Exons: 2
Coding region: 87-2435 (782 amino acids)
Source: RefSeq, a predicted model, not a curated record
ACUACUCCAGCUCUUGUGGGAACCAACGUGUUGAGACCAUUAUUGAACCAAGUACUAGCAGUCCAUGGUGUUUAACUUUUACAUGCAUGCAGAUACAGGACAAACAACUUGAAGGAAAGGUGGGAUUAGUGAAAUGUACCGAAGAUGCUCCUGUUAUGCUAUACAGUAAUCGUUCGAUGUGUUUGUCUGGCAUAAUUCAAGAUUUAAAACUGGGUACCCGACAGCGAGUUAUUUUCCAGAAUUCUCCUGAUUCUCUGAUUCCAGCGGAAAUAGAGGUAACACCAACUAUUUUGGAGUUGUACCCAGGUGAGGAAGGGAAGGAAGUUGUAGUACGAUUGUCGAACCUGUCGCUAUCGCCUGUGAAGAUUUAUCCACAUAGUAUCCUCGGUGAACUUCACGUAGUGGACUUAGUGCGAAAGACGACAGUGAACAGUAUUUUACCAUCAUCUACUACAGAAUCAACCACCACUGAUACGUUCUUGGACAAGAUUGAUUUCGCUACUUCUGCGUUGAAUCCAGAUCAACUCCAUACGUUUAAAGAUUUCCUAAACCAGUGGUCCCCAAUAUUUUCACACAGUGACAGAGACAUCGGGAGUAUUAGUUUGGUGAAGCAUAAGAUCCAGCUAUCAGACGAAAUUCCUUUCAAACAGCCUCAUCGUCGAAUACCACCAGGCAUGUAUGAGGAAGUGAAGGAACAUCUUCACGAUUUAAUAGAAGCAGGGAUAAUAAGAAGAAGCCAUAGCCCUUAUGUAUCUCCAGUAGUGUUAGCCCGGAAAAAAGACAACUCGCUCAGGAUGUGCGUUGAUUACAGGAUGCUAAAUAAAAAGACCAUUCGCGACGCCUAUGCUCUACCACGAAUAGAGGAGAUGUUAGACAACCUGGCAGGGUCCAAGUAUUUUUCGGUUGUUGACAUGAAGAGUGGGUAUCAUCAAGUGAGCAUCGAGGAUUCUGACAUACCGAAGACAGCGUUCACAGUAGGACCACUAGGAUUUUAUGAAUAUGUGAGACUCCCGUUCGGACUUACUAAUGCCCCUGGAACGUACCAGCGCCUAAUGCAAGACUGUCUUGGAGAUCUAAAUUGGAAGAUAUGUGCUAUUUUCAUAGACGAUCUUAUUAUUUUCAGUAGGACUUAUGAAGAACACAUCGAAAGACUGACACAGGUAUUCACAAAACUCAGGGAGCAUGGAAUCAAGCUGGCACCAAAAAAAUGUGAGUUCAUCCAGGAAAAAGUACGCUAUCUAGGCCAUAUUGUAUCUGAAGACGGAAUAACCACAGAUCCGAAGAAGACGGAUAAGGUUGAAUCCUGGCCAGUUCCAACCAACGUAGAUGAACUAAGGAAGUUUUUGGGUUUUGUGGGCUACUAUCGGAGAUUCAUCAAAGAUUUUUCCAAGACAGCAAAGGUUUUGAAUGACCUACUGGUUGGAGGACCAACUGUGAAGAAGAGGGGGAGAGCAGUGAAGGAGAAACAGAAGAAAGAGUGGAAAUGGGAAGAAGCUCAGAAAGAGGCGUUCCAAAACCUCAAAACAUCAUUAGUUCAGCCACCAGUACUUGCCUACGCAGAUUUUACUCAACCGUUCAUCCUACAUACAGAUGCCAGUGGAGUUGGGCUAGGAGCAGUACUCUACCAGAAGCAGGAUGGAUUUGAACGAGUCAUUGCAUAUGCGAGUAGGAGCCUAACCAAAGCUGAAAAGAAUUAUCCAGCUCACAAGCUUGAGUAUCUGGCACUGAAAUGGGCUGUCACAGAUAAAUUCCACCAAUAUCUGUUCAACAACAACUUCACAGUUUUCACGGAUAAUAAUCCUCUCACCUACAUCCUGACCACGGCAAAGUUGGACGCCACUGGACACCGUUGGCUUGCUGCCCUAUCCAACUACAACUUUUCGAUAAAGUAUCGUGCUGGAAGGAAAAAUAUGGAUGCAGAUGCUUUAAGCAGGAUGACUGAAAAUGAUUACCAGGAAGUGAGCCCAGAUGUGAUGGAAGCAAUCCGAAAUAGCGACACUGAUGAAGGCUACAUCCAAACCGUCAGCAUGUCACACCAAGUAUCACCAAACAUGAUGACUUUAACAACUCCCAUUGUUAGCCUAGGAGAGUGGGAAAGGAGACAGGGUGAAGACCCAUUACUUCGGCAACUCUGCAAUGACAUCCUGAAUGGAAGACCAGCUAGGACAAAAACAGGAUCACCAGAAGAAGCUGCAUUGUACCGCCAUUAUGAACACUUCGUUCUUAAGUCUGGUACCCUGUAUAGGCGCACAAUGGUGGCAGGAGAUGAGAUUUUACAACUGGUUUUGCCUGAAGCCUACAGACGUUUGGCGAUUGUCGGAGUCCAUGACGACCUAGGACAUCAGGGAAGAGAUCGAACUAUAGGUUUAGCUCAAGAAAGGUUCUACUGGCCCAAAAUGACGUUUCAGAUAGAGGAGUCCUCGGUGUGUGCGUAGGAAGGCUUUACCAUCAACCUGUCCUUUGGUCAACAUCAAAACCGGUCAACCGAUGGAAUUGGUCUGCAUGGACUACAUGUGUGUGGAAGAGGCGAAAGGAGGCUAUGAUAGUAUAUUAGUCAUCACUGACCAUUUCACCAAAUAUACCCAAGCAGUGCCAGUUAGGAACACAACAGCUAAAACAACUGCCAAGGCAUUAUUUGACAACUUUAUCGUGCACUAUUGGAUUCCUCAACGGCUACAUAGUGAUCAAGGCCAGCAGUUCGAGGGAAAAAUCAUCAAGGAAUUGUGCCAGUUGACUGGGAUCGAAAAGUCUAGAACAACACCAUACCAUCCACAAGGGAACGGACAAUGUGAACGGUUCAAUCGGACUUUGCUGAAUAUGCUCGGAACUUUGCAUCCUGAACAGAAGUCGGACUGGAAAUCUUACGUUGCUCCACUCAUCCACGCAUACAAUUGUACAAGACAUUCAUCAACAGGAUAUUCACCGUACGAAUUGAUGUUCGGAAGGAAACCAACCUUAGCUGUUGAUGUUAUGCUAGGAAUUGUGGAUAGUACAGAGGCCAAAGGAAACUACAACUCGUAUGUUGGAUCUCUGAAGGAAAAGCUGGAACACGCAUAUCUUACAGCAUAAGCUUUUAGGGAGGAUACGCAGGAACUUCAGCGGAAAAAAUGCAACCUAAGAGCCAGGAUAAAUGUGUUGGAACCAGGGGAUUGUGUUUUAGUGAAACGCCUAGUUUUUCCAGAGGGCAGACACAAGCUAGCAGAUAAAUGGGAGGAUAAGCCAUGUAAGAUUUUGAGACAGCCAAACAAGGACAUACCGGUUUACGAACUACAAGCGAUUGGUGGAAAUGGUCGGAAAAGGACAUUACACAGGAACCAUCUUUUACCCAUCAGUACGUUACCGGAAAUUUCACCAGAUGUCAACACUAGAACAAGACCAGUACCACGACCAAGAACUAGACAACCAAAGGUAAUACCAGAACCGGAAGAGUCAUCCAGUAGUGAAGAAGAUGAGGAUCAGGUGUACUUAGUGGAGGAUGCAACCUACUUGCAACCUGCUAGCACCACUGAGGUACACGAUGGGAACGAAGGACAAGCUGAGAUCGACACCAGUGUUCAAGAUGGUGGAAGCAGGCCUGAACCACCAGACUCAUGAGUUUGUCACCAGAUAGGUUGCAGGUCGUACUAACUAUGUUGCCAGGUUUAUGCAAGUCCUUGUUUCCGGAUGUAUUUUAGUUUAGCUGGUGUUGGAGACGGCCAGGUCAUAUUGUGAUCGGAUGUCGAAUAUGGUUAAUGUCGGGGACAACAUUUGCAUUAGGGGGGAAGUAUGUGGGAGAGUGAUUUUAUUGGGGAAUAUUUUAAAGUCACCAAUACUAAGUUUUAAGUGUUAGAUAAUAUGUUCCACUUCACUAGCUUUAGCUAUCCUGUGUUUCUAUCGACUUUCUAUCCACCACUAUCUUAAGUUAGAGUGAGUUUUUUCUCACUUUUGGUAUCUUGUCUUGGUUUUAACCUUUGAACCUGAGUAUAUUGUGGUCAGAUGAUUUGGUAUCCAGGGAAUGUUUGGACACUUAGGUAAUAGAGUUUGAGGCAAUAGGUUGACUAUUUUCAGUUCUCCAUAUUGCAACUUAUUUCUGUAUAGUCAUAGUUUAAUUAGCUAGUUUUAGAUAUUUCAUUUCUAAUAUAGUUUAUAUAGAAGUUAGAUUAAAGUAUUUAAUAGUUCCAGUGAUUGCCAGGUAGGGUAUGUAUUAUAUUGUUUUAUGUAGUUUUAUCAUAGUUUUCAAAGUCUUGGUCAUGUUGGACAUAUAGUGUCAGACAUAUUGGAUUUUUAGUAAAAUGUAAAGUUCCUUGGGUUUAGUAAUGGUUUAUAGUUAGUAUAUUAUACAUUUCACCACUUUCAUUCAAAUAUACUUUUAAACAUCUAUUGCAUAUUCACACAUUCAUAUAUUUUAUUACAGAUACUUCAAAGGUACUUCACCUUUGACAGUCUGUCUAGCCAGCAAAACCCCUCUCUAGGGGUUUCUGUUAUAUCUGAAUAAACCGUUGAAUCGAA